AUGGACGCCUCCUCCCUCCGCAUCUCCAAGUUCGAUGGAACUAACUUCCACGCCUGGAAGUUCAAGAUGCAGAUGGUGCUGGAGGAACGGGACCUAUGGGAGGUCGUCAGCGGUGAGAUCAAGGCGGAACAGUGCGAGACUCAGUUGGACCAAGCGACGUACAAGAGGAAGUCAAGAAAGGCGAUGGCAGUGAUCUGUCUAGCCAUGGAAGAUUCCCAGCUACCGUUGGUCCGGUCGGCAAGUGGUGCAUGCGACGCAUGGUCAAGGUUGGAAGACCACUUCGAGAAGAAGAGUCUUGCCAACAAGCUGUUCUUGCGCCGUCGCUUCUUCACGACAAUGAUGGAAGAAGGCGACGAUGUGCUCGAACACAUCAACAAGCUCAAGACGCUGGCGGAACAGCUAGAAGCGGUGGGGGCUCCAGUCUGCGAGGACGAUCUGGUGAUCACACUCCUCGGCAGCCUGAGUGACUCGUAUCAAUUCUUGAUCACAGCUUUGGAGUCGCGCUCAGACACUCUUAGCUGGGAGCUCGUGACGUCUCGACUGCUUCAUGAAGAAAUGAAGCGGAAGGAGCAAGGAAGUAAAGGUGAUGAAGCUUCGCAAGGUCAAGCGUUCAUCACAAGGGACAAUCAGCGCAAAGGGCGACCAGUGAAGAAGUCCUGGCCGUGCCACAAUUGCGGAAAGAUUGGUCACUGGAUGGCGGAGUGCCCCUCGCGCAUCCAAGAAAACACGGAGAGACACCGGCCACAGCGUGCUCAAGACAGCGGCGACCGCUAUCGAUCACAACGUGCAAACGUCGCUCAAGAAGAAGACUCGGGCGACUACCUCUUUUCGAUCGGUGAAACGACAUCUGCGAAAUCGAGCGACAUCUGGCUGGUCGACUCCGGGGCGACGCAGCACAUGACGUGCUCCAAGAAGUUCAUGCGGAACUACAAGGGGUUUGACGCUGUGGAUGUCCAUCUCGCGGAUGAUGGAAUCGUCCAAGCAAUCGGCAGUGGGGACAUUGUCAUGUCGAUGAAGACACCCCAAGGGAUGAAGAAAGGUGUGCUCACAAACGUGUGGCACAUCCCAAAGUUAUCCAGAAACCUGUUCUCGGUCGGCCGCUUCACCAAGGAUGUCGGCCCAGUGACGUUCACGAAGGAUGGGUGCUAUGGAGAAGCGAAAGGGACCAAGUGGAAAAUUGGUGCCCGUGAAGGUAAAGGACUGUUCAAGCUGCAAAUGACUCCAGUGGCGCCGGAACAAGCAAAUGCAGCCAAGUCGUCGGGAUGUCAAGGGGGCACCAAGUCGUACCUCUGGCACCUUCGGCUUGGCCACAUAGGUCACGAUGGACUCAAUUGCAUCGUGACGAAGAACAUUGGAAUUGGCAUCGACAUAUCUUCGGUGAAGAAGUGGGACGUGUGUGAAGGUUGUGCUCUGGGAAAACAGACUCGAGUGCGCUUCCAAUCAAACACUACAGCUCGCACCUCCAAACUCCUCGAAGUGAUUCACAGCGACGUAUGCGGACCGAUGUCGAUGGCAACUUUCAGUGGAAAACGGUACUUCGUGACAUUCAUUGAUGACAAGUCAAGAUACUGUGUCGUCUAUCUGCUCAAGAGCAAAUCUGAAGUUGCGGCGAAGUUCAUGGAAUACGCUGCGAUGGCCGAAACGCAAACCGGAAAGCGCGUGAAGUACCUUCAAAGCGACAAUGGGGGUGAAUACAAGUCCGACAAGCUGGCACGAUUCUGCGCGGAACGGGGAAUACAACAAAGGUUCACACCCCCAUAUACUCCUCAGCUAAACGGAGUAGCUGAGAGAAUGAAUCGCACGCUGGUCGAGUGUGCGCGUUGCAUGAUGGAACACGCUGGACUGGGAAAGAGCUACUGGGGUGAAGCAGUGAUGACGGCGAUGUUUCUUCGAAACCGCUGUCCAACACGUGCCAUUCACCAAGACAAGUCUCCAUAUCAAGUGUGGACGAUGAAGAAACCGAUUCUGGCCAACCUUAAAGUGUUUGGAUGCCACGCGUAUGUUCAAGUGCCUCAAGACAAACGCGCGAAGAGCGAUCAAGAUCAGUCGCGAUGCCACAUUCAUGGAAGACAAGUUUGA
Peronospora matthiolae is the source of this 2079-nucleotide messenger RNA. Lineage: Eukaryota; Oomycota; Peronosporomycetes; Peronosporales; Peronosporaceae. The record is from the annotation of a GenBank genome assembly.